GGGGCAGGCGUCCGCCGAGAGCGCCGAGCGCUGCGCAUGCGCACUGACCCCGGCGGGCCCUAGCAACCGGAGCAGUGACAGUAGCAACCGCCGGAAUGGCAAAAGCAACAACAAUCAAGGAAGCCCUAGCCAGAUGGGAAGAGAAAACUGGUCAGAGGCCAUCUGAAACCAAAGAGAUAAAACUUUAUGCCCAGAUUCCCCCAAUAGAGAAGAUGGAUGCAUCCUUGUCCACACUUGCUAAUUGCGAGAAGCUUUCACUGUCUACAAACUGCAUUGAAAAAAUUGCCAACCUGAAUGGCUUAAAAAACUUGAGGAUAUUGUCUUUAGGAAGAAACAACAUAAAGAACUUAAAUGGACUGGAAGCAGUAGGGGACACGUUAGAGGAAUUGUGGAUCUCCUAUAAUUUUAUUGAGAAGUUGAAAGGGAUCCAUGUAAUGAAGAAAUUGAAGAUUCUGUAUAUGUCUAAUAACCUGGUGAAAGACUGGGCUGAAUUUGUGAAGCUGGCAGAACUGCCGUGCCUUGAAGACCUGGUGUUUGUCGGCAACCCCUUGGAAGAAAAACAUUCUGCUGAGGGCAACUGGAUUGAAGAGGCAACCAAGAGAGUGCCCAGACUGAAAAAGCUGGAUGGUACUCCAGUAAUUAAAGAGGAUGAGGAAGAAGAAAAUUAAUGCCAUAUUUUCCACUUUGUGUUAACUUAUUUAAAUGUAAUGAGAACAAUAGAUAAGUUUUGUAUAAUUGUCUAUUUUAAAGAUUUUGUGUGGGGCAAAAGGUUCUUAAGAUAAAACAAAUCUCUCCCUUCCAUCUUUUUUUAAAACCUAUUCAGUGUUGCUUCCCCUAACCAGUGACAUCAACUUUAUAUAGUCUAGUUCUCUUUUUCAAAACUAUAAAUUUUCCAUCUUUGUCUUUAGUCCCAGUUAUACAUUACAUGGCCCCAUCUACUGAAAUUUGUAGACCAGUCAUUUUUAAUAGCAAAGGAACAAAUGUUCUUUAUUCAAUCUGUUUAGUAUUCUUAAGCCAGGCAUUUUUAAAAAUGUACUUCUGAAUCUGUAGAAGGUCCAUCUCCUUACAACCCUGAAGCUCGAACGUAUCAUGCCUUCAGUUUAGAAGGCAGCAUUGUGAUGGGAAGAGUUCCUCAUAGAACUGCAGCACAGCCCUGGAACCAAGACUCCAAAGUCCCAAUUGGAAACGCCAUGGUGAAAAAGGGAAAAUUCAUAUCUUGGAGGCCUUCUAGCUCAUGUUAUAUUUACUUACUUGUUUUUCCAAAAAUGUGUAUAUUGUCAACUGGAAUUUAUAUACAUGACCACUUGCAUAAUCAGUCAUUCUGUGAUCAAGGUCAGUGGUUAAAAUGGCUCUCAUGAUCACUUCUUUGACCAGUAAUGUGGCCAUGUUACUCAGGUAGGCCUGGCCUUAGGCACACUUUUUGGUUUAUAGUUCUUUAUGUGUUUAAAGCAGUGGUCAGUAGUCCUAGCCUAAAUAUCGACCAUUGAUAUAUGUCAAAAUUUGUCCCAGUUAAUUGGUAUAAUGACCCCCAUUGUUACAGUUAUAAGGGUAUAGACUUAAAGAUUGAAUUUGAUAUCUCAAUAAAAUGAAGCUUAGUAUGUCAGAUAUAUUUUUUGAGAAGUUCUAGGUUAAACAGCUUAUAAAGUGUAUUAUGUAAGUGACUGUAGAGGGAAAAGAGAUGUUUCAGUAUGGGAUCCCAGGCAAAUGGUAGUAUGUUUGAGGAUUGCCUUCUAUGUGAAGCAUUGUAUGUGACUUAACCUCAAAAUUACAAAGCAAUAGUUAGAUUCAGAAAUUAGAAGUUAUCAUGUAAGAAAAAAAUUCUUUCUGGAAAAUGCAAGACAUUGUCAGUAACCAGAUGAAAUCCAUAGCAGGCCAUGACCAAAUCACUAGAUUACAGAAAAGAAGUCAGGGGCCCCCUGCCAAAUUGUGCCUAAAGUCUCUCAACUGGAGACUAUUAAUUCUUGUUUCCCCAUCUACUUAUGUGAUUUUACUUAGAUGAAAUCACAAUGAAAAAGGGGAGAUACUUUUUUUUAAAGUAAUUGAAUAAGUAGUUCUAGGUUUCAGAAAUUUACUGUUACCAUUUAAGUAGGAAUUACUUGGUUUCUCUAAGAGUCACUCUGAUCAAAAAGGGACCACUGCUUUGACAAUCAACUCUAAAUCCAAACAAGAAGAACACGUCUAACAAUUUUUUAGCUCCUUUUAGCUCUUCCUUUCAAUUUUAUAGGAAGAAACCUUUACUCUGAUUGGCUUAUACAUGCAAAGUCUUUGGCAUUUCUUUUAUGAACCAGACACAAUGAACCUUCAUUCUGCUUGGUGAUGUUUAAAGCCUAUAAGCUGAGAAGGAAAACCAUCUUUUUCAUUUGUAGUUUGCACUUCACUCAGUAGGCAAUCUCGAGGCCAUGUUGCUAUAUUUGGGUGUAUUUUCUAAAGGUUACUGUGGAAGUGAACCUAAUAGGAAAUGGAUGACUUUGUAUUGAAUUUGUGAAAUGGCUUACAGUUUUAGUGUUUGGUUUUUGUGAAUUCUGUAAUACAGGAAUUAAUUUUCCCUUAUCCUUGUCUUUCAAUCACUGGUUGAUAUCAUAGAAAUGUAAGGUGCUUUUUCCAUUUCACACAAAAUUCAUAUUCAGUUCUACUCACCAAGUAUUUCAAUGACUUUUGUGCAUCCCUGUUCCUGGAAUUAAAGCCAGAAUUCAUGCAACUAGAAAAUGGAAGUUUGGUUGUAUAAAGAAGUUCAGGAUAUUCUCUCAAAUCAUUCCUUAAAUCAUCCCUUACUGAAGCAAAUUUAGUUGAUAUUAAAUGCCUUUGGUUUUAUGCCUCUGAGAUUAGAUAUUUGACCUAUUUGGAACAGAUGCUCUCUGUGCUUCUCCAUUAAUGAAUCGUUUAAAUUUCUUUAAAUGAUGAUAGAGCUCUGGAAUAGUCCAGUAUUUUAAUUUUUCACAGUAAAUUUUAUUUUAUCCUACCAAUGAUUUCAACUUUUCUACUUUCCCUAAUUCUAAGCUUAUGACUUACUUGUCAGAUUGUGAAAUAUUUUUAUGUUCUAUUUAUAGGAGUUUAUUCCUUUAAACUAGAGAUUCUCAGUCUGGCCACUGUUUCCAUUUUGGCCUAGAUAAUUCAUUGUUCUGGGUGGCCUCUACAAGAUAGAGACCAGGAGCGCCCCUUCCCAGUUGUGACAAAAAAAAAUAUGUCUCCAGACAUUGCUGUCUGGCCUCUGGGCAAAAAGUGGGAAGACAUUCUCCUUUGGUUAAGAACCAGUGCUAUUUGCUUCUGGUUCCUUUUGUCAAGGGUCCAUUUAUUUUUCACUCAAAGCCACGUGCCACUGGAAUUGUUAUAUGAGAGAAUAUGCUGUAUUUAAUAAUCAUGGGGGAAGGAAAAGGCCAGUAAUGUUUUCCAUUUUUGUAAUGCUCAUUUUCAUAAGUUUCACAUAGUAUUAGAAACUCAGGGCUGGAAGGUUCAACUUAUCUUUUUUCAGCAGGGUUUCAACUUUUAUUUCUUAGCAUUCUUGCUUAUUAAAGACAGUGAUUAUUAACCUACCUCUCUGUUACUAUCAACUGAAUCCAACAACUUCACUUUGUCUCUAAAGUUUAAUAGUUUGCAUAUACUUUAGAAAAUGGAUCAUUCAUUGCCUAAUAAUGUGCAAAGUUUUGAGACUAUGAUCAUCAUUAAAUACAGAAAAAUACUAUGUAAAAAUUUAUCAUGAAAAUUAGCUUGCAUAAACAUUGAUUUUGAGUGUGACCAGAAGAAGGUCUGCUCAUGAUAACUGGUCAAUUACUUGGUAUGUUUACUGGAUCCGUUCCAUGAGAAAAGGUGGUAGAAGACAUUUAAAUAUGGUCCUUGAGUCAGAUUUUCCACUUGAAUCAGUAUUUCUGACACUUUUGGCCAGUGGUCUGAAAGCAGAAUAAGGAGGCAUGAGAAAUGAAUCUUGACUAUUGGCUGAUUCUCAGAGUUGGUAAUAUGUAAAUAGAGUUGGAAUCUUCUAUCUGGGUAUGUCUUAGGAAUAAAUGGAAAAGCAUAGGGCCAGCCCAGAAAGGUUGUAUUUAAUCAAUCACUUUUAAAAAUUGGAGAGAAGUGUCAAAGCAUUGAUCUUGAGUAGUCAGUGCCUCUCUGACUGCAGUCAGAUCAUUAGUUCACUAAGACCUUAUACAUUAUAAGUAUUGGUAAAAGGAGAAAACUGCAAAACUGCUAGUUAUCCUUUACCAGAAAUUAAUGCCUUUGAAUUUGGCACACACUUUCUUUAAUUGGGGUAUUUAAUGUAUCUCUAAAUAAUGAAAUAAGAUUCAGUGUAGCAGAGUUGGUGCUGCUGCAGACACAGCUAACUUGACCACAUUCCUUAGUCUUUAUUCCAGCAUGUCUUACUGCUUUUUGUUUAAUUAUAAAGUAGGCAAAAUUUCAAAAAUUAAGAAUUAUAUUUCAAAACCACUGAACUUUUAGAAAUAUCAUAUCUGUAUCUUUAUUCCUACCUACUUGUUAAUCAGUGAAUAUAAAGGAAGAACUAGACUUAGUUUUAAUCCUCUUCUAACCUAAGAUAAAUUGGUAAAACUUUACUCAACACUUGAAGUCCACAAUUGGAUUCUAGUUUAAUAUCCCAUAUUGGGCAGGUUAGAGGGAACUAACCAACCAAAUUAUGAUCUAGCAAAUUUAACUUGGGGGUGGGAGAGAAUAAACUAUUUUUCAAUAGAUUUGCACUUUAAAAUUAUGAACUGGAUGUUAGUGGAAAGUACUUCCAAAGGGCAGAUGGGUAAAUACCUAACCUGUACAUAGAGAAGAGAAUCAAACCUCACCUUUGCUCAUUCUAAGUCCACAUGAGCAGUUGCUGUCUAUCUGUAUAGUCAGUCAGGAUUUCCCAGUUUCCCUGCUUGGGUCACCUUUCAUGUCUGCUAUAUCUGAGAUCAUCCCUCUGAGGAUAUGUCAAGUAGUUCUGCUCAGAUAGAAACUUUGUGAGUUAUCUUUCCCACAUCUAGUUUUUAAAAAUUAAUUUAGAUGUUGACGAAAUUAAGUUGUGGCAAAAUUUCAUGAGUGGGAAGCUCCUUGCUUCUUUGAUCAGUAAGGAGUAGCUAGCUGCCUCUGAGGUGCUCCUGCCUCGAGGGAUCACUCCUAUCAAAAGAUGGGUGAAUAGGAGGCUAAAGAGACUACAAAUAGCCAGCUACUUCUCCCGGUUAUCCGUUAUGAGUGUGAGCAUCAUUCCAGACUUCGGCUUCUAGAAGCCACUCCAUUCUGAAGAACAUUUUGACAUCUAUUAAUACUCCAGUAAUAAUAUUUUAUACAUAGGAGUUUUGUAGCAUGAUUUUGACUAAACUUAUUGUGUGUUAAAUUAUUUAGAAAUAUUGAGUUUCUGAAUGUUAUUUUGUGAGACUUGUUUUAAAAUAGUAAUAAAUUGUGUUAUUU
Molecule: messenger RNA, 5382 nt
Organism: Sciurus carolinensis (gray squirrel)
Lineage: Eukaryota; Metazoa; Chordata; Mammalia; Rodentia; Sciuridae
Gene: Dnal1
Product: dynein axonemal light chain 1
Exons: 8
Coding region: 96-668 (190 amino acids)
Cellular component (GO): cytoplasm
Molecular function (GO): protein kinase binding
Source: RefSeq, a predicted model, not a curated record